UCCAACGUCGUCAACGUGCGGACCGCUCGAAUUAUAAUUUUGUUUGUAAAUAAUAUACUUUUGUAAAUAAACUCUUAAUCUAUAUUUAACAGUUACUACUGAUAUUAUUGUAUUAUUAUCGUCGCCAUGUCUACUGUUAUAUUUCGUUUUAGACCUCGAUUUAAUCGUUUAUGUCUCAGUGCGUGUUUUAGAGAAAAAAGUGUUUGGACCAGUGACAAAGUUGUAAUUUCAGCUUCCAAAGAUGUUGAUGUACCGAGCUUGACAGUAGAUCAGUACUUAUUUAGGAAUUUGGAUAAAUGGGCAAAGAAAACUGCUGUGAUCUGCGGCCACACGAAUAGACAGUACACAUACGAGGAAGUGUACAAAAAAUCAAGAAUCCUUGCCGCCAAUUUGAGGAGAAAGUUCAAAAUCAAAGAUGGCGACACUGUCGCUGUUUUGCUACCGAACGCGCCGGAAUACCCGAUCAUCACGUUUGGAAUCCUCGCCGCUGGUGGUGUGGUUACCACUAUGAAUCCUGUUUAUACUGCUUAUGAAAUCCAGAGGCAAAUUCUUCUAUCAAGCACCACACUUAUUAUAACUAAUGAAGAUCUAGUUUCCACAGUAAAAGAAGCUUUGAAACUAGCAGAGAAAGACUUUCCAAUAAUCUCACUUAAUGACAAAAGUACACCAGAAGGAACAGUGUCUUUCAAAGAACUGGUUGAAGAUAAUAACGUUGAUAUAAGUGUUUUAAAAGAAGUAAAUAGAAGAGACGAUGAUGUAGCAUUUUUGCCGUAUUCCAGUGGCACAACUGGACUACCUAAAGGCGUGCAGUUAACUAAUAGGAAUAUUGUUGCAAAUUGUGAACAACAAAAUACUGAUUUUAGACAAUAUGAAUAUACUACUGAAUCACACCAAGACAGCACUUUGGUGGUACUGCCGAUGUUCCAUUCCUAUGGGCUGAGUAUCUGCAUGUUACAUAAGAUGUCUGUUGGUCUGAAGCUGGUGACUUUGCCAAAAUUCCAACCAGACAUGUUCUUGAACACGCUGCUGGCACAUCGACUGGAGCUGAUGUAUUUGGCUCCACCAAUGGUUAUGUUCCUUGGUGCGUAUCCUCAAGUGACUGCAAAGCAUUUGGAACACGUAACUGCAGUGACAUCAGGAGCUGCACCCUUACCGUCUGCAGAUAUCCAGAGACUCUUUGAAAAGGCUCAGAGAGAAAUCCAGUUCUGCCAAGGUUAUGGUUUGACGGAAACAUCUCCUCUAGUUAGUUUGACUCCUUUCGGUGAGAAAGUUUAUGAGGACGUCGGAUAUUCAUUACCGAAUAUGCAUUGUAGGAUCGUCGAUGGAGAGAUGAAUAAUUUGGGACCAGGCGAGGUCGGAGAACUUCUACUAAAAGGACCGAAUGUAAUGAAGGGGUAUUUGAAGAAUCCAAAAGCUAACAGUGAAGUGUUUGUCGAUGGGGAUUGGCUUCGAACAGGAGACCUGGCAAAAAUCAACGAAAAUGGAUUAAUCACCAUAGCUGAUAGGCUCAAGGAACUGAUCAAGGUUAAAGGUUACCAGGUACCACCAGCUGAAUUAGAAAACGUGUUAAAAGAACAUCCAGCAGUUCUAGACGCAGCUGUAGUCGGAGUACCAGACCAAGCCACGGGUGAAAGACCAAGAGGCUUUAUAGUCUUGAAACCAGAAGCUAAGGCAAAUGACAAAGACAUAAUUGAAUUUGUUAGCAAAAGAGUAGCACCAUACAAGAAGAUAAACGAAAUAACAUUCCUAAAAGAAAUUCCAAAGAAUCCCUCAGGGAAAAUUCUAAGAAAAACUUUGAAAGAAGAGUAUUGUAAAUAAAUGGUUGGUAACGUG
Molecule: messenger RNA, 1833 nt
Organism: Spodoptera exigua (beet armyworm)
Lineage: Eukaryota; Metazoa; Arthropoda; Insecta; Lepidoptera; Noctuidae
Source: the annotation of a GenBank genome assembly